UGGGCACUCUUUUCCUUGCAAUCUCUCUCUCUCUCUCGGGUGGGUCCCACCUCCCCAUGGCUGAGUCAGGCGUUUAUCCUACUUCUGGAUGUUUCUUCUUCUCGGCUGCCAAAGAAGAGGACAUGAUAAAGAGACGUUUUCUUUCCCGGGGAAAGAAACUGCGGAACUGUUGUUUCCCGGAACUGGAUCGUUGCUUCUAGGCGGAGUUCGGAGCACAACACCCGGGGCAAGAUGGCGGCCGGGCUUCGGCCGCUGCCCCGGGUCUGGGCGAACUCGGGGUUAUCGGGCUGAGGCGGCGGCAGCUGCGGCCCGGACCCCGAGCGUGGGGGUCUCGAACGGAUAAAGAUCUUCGGCCUGCGGAAAACCAACUCCUCUGAAGCCAGUGCUGUGCAAGGUCAUCAAUGGUCACCUAGCAUCUCCGUUGUACAGGCGGGUCCUCAGGGUUCGUGUUGGCUUGCAAACAUGUUCACUGUGUCUCAGACCUCCAGAGCAUGUUUCAUUGACAGAGCCCGGCAGGCCCGCGAAGGCAGGCUGGAGCAGAAGGAGCGGGAGCGCUCAGCCGUGCUCAUCCAGGCCGUGGUCCGGAGUUUCCUCAGCCGCCGACGGCUGCACGGAGCCAUCAGGAGAGAGAUUGAUGAGUUCUUUAACACGGACGACUCUGGGUCCAGCAAAAGAAGUGCACUUUGUAUUUUUAAGAUUGCCCGGAAACUGCUGUUCAUAUGCAAAGCUAAUGAGGACAACGAGAGAUUGGAGAAGUUGUGUCGAAGCAUCCUGAGCAGCAUGGAUGUAGAGAAUGAGCCAAAGGUGUGGUACGUGUCCCUGGCCCUUUCCAAGGACCUCACUCUGCUGUGGAUUCAGCAGGUCAAGAGCAUCCUGUGGUACUGCUGCGAGCUUCUUGAACAGCUCAAGCCGGAAAUCUUACAAGACUCCAGGCUCAUCACACUGUACCUCACCAUGCUGGUCACCUUCACGGACACCUCAACAUGGAAGAUCCUCCGCGGAAAAGGUGAGAGCCUUCGGCCAGCCCUGAACCACAUUUGUGCGAAUAUAAUGGGCCAUCUCAACCAGCGUGGAUUUUACCCUGUGUUGCAGGUACUGCUGACCCGAGGCCUGGCCAGGUCCCGGCCCUGUCUGUCCACAGGCACUUUAACAGCGGUCUUCUCUCUGGCAUUGCGCCCUGUAGUUGCUGCGCAGUUCUCAGACAACCUGAUGCGGCCGUUUGUCAUCCACAUCAUGUCGGUGCCUGCCCUCGUCACUCAUCUCAGCACAGUGACCCCUGAGCGUCUCAGCGUUUUAGAAUCCCAUGACAUGCUUCGCAAAUUCAUCGUCUUUCUAAGAGACAGAGACCGGUGCCGUGACGCUUGUGAAAGUUUAGAAGGAUGCCAUACCCUAUGUCUGAUGGGCAACAUCCUCCAGUUGGGCUCCCUCAACCCCAAAGUGUUGGAGGAAGAGACAGACGGGUUUGUGAGCUUGCUUACACAGAUGCUGUGCUACUGUCAGAAGUAUGUGUCCCAGAAGAAGUCCAACCUCACCCACUGGCACCCUGUGCUUGGCUGGUUUUCCCAGUCUGUGGACUACGGCCUCAACGAGUCCAUGUACCUGAUCACCAGACAGCUGCAGUUCCUGUGGAGUGUGCCUCUCAUCCGCAUUUUCUUCUGUGACAUCCUCAGCAGGAAGCUGCUGGAGCCCCCGGAUCCAGCCCCUGUACAGCCCUCGCCCUCACAGAAUGUGCUUCCAGUGAAGAGUCUCCUCAAGCGUGCCUUUCAGAAGUCGGCUUCGGUUCGGAACAUCCUCCGGCCUGUGGGGGGCCGGCACGUGGACUCGGCUGAGGUGCAGAAGGUCUGCAGCAUCUGUGUCCUCUACCAGACCUCGCUGACGACUCUGACCCAGAUCCGCCUGCAGAUCCUCACAGGUCUUACGUACCUUGAUGACCUGCUGCCCAAGCUGUGGGCCUUUAUCUGUGAGCUGGGGCCCCAUGGAGGGUUAAAGCUCUUCUUGGAAUGCCUGAACAAUGACACUGGAGAGUCCAAGCAGCUCCUGGCCAUGCUGAUGCUGUUCUGUGAUUGUUCCCGGCACCUCAUCACCAUCCUCGAUGACAUCGAAGUAUAUGAAGAACAAAUCUCAUUCAAGCUGGAAGAGCUAGUCACCAUCUCCUCCUUCCUCAAUUCCUUCGUGUUUAAGAUGAUCUGGGAUGGAAUUGUAGAGAACGCCAAGGGUGAGACCCUGGAGCUGUUCCAGUCCGUCCACGGAUGGCUCAUGGUGCUGUAUGAGCGAGACUGUCGAAGACGCUUUGCUCCUGAGGACCACUGGCUGCGGAAGGAUCUCAAGCCUGGCGUGCUCUUCCAGGAACUCGACAAGGACCGGAAGAGGGCUCAGCUGAUCCUGCAGCAUAUCCCCCAUGUUGUUCCUCACAAGAACAGAGUUCUCCUGUUCCGAAACAUGGUUACCAAGGAGAAGGAGAAGCUGGGGCUUGUGGAAACCAGCUCUGCCUCCCCUCACGUCACGCACAUCACUAUCCGAAGGUCCCGGAUGUUGGAGGAUGGCUACGAACAGCUCCGGCAGCUUUCCCAGCAUGCCAUGAAAGGUGUGAUCCGAGUGAAGUUCGUCAAUGACCUCGGGGUUGAUGAAGCCGGCAUCGACCAGGACGGUGUCUUCAAGGAGUUUUUGGAGGAGAUCAUCAAGAGGGUGUUCGACCCAGCACUCAAUCUCUUCAAGACAACCAGCGGAGAUGAGAGGCUGUACCCCUCACCCACAUCCUACAUCCAUGAGAACUACCUGCAGCUCUUCGAGUUUGUGGGGAAGAUGCUGGGAAAGGCUGUGUAUGAGGGGAUCGUGGUGGAUGUGCCCUUUGCCUCCUUCUUCCUGAGCCAGAUGCUGGGGCACCACCACAGCAUCUUUUAUAGCUCCGUGGAUGAGCUCCCUUCGCUGGACUCAGAGUUUUAUAAAAACCUUACCUCCAUCAAGCGCUAUGAUGGCGACAUUGCUGACCUCGGGCUAACACUGUCUUAUGAUGAGGACGUCAUGGGGCAGCUUGUCUGCCAUGAGCUGGUUCCUGGAGGGAAGACCAUUCCUGUUACAAAUGAAAAUAAAAUUAGCUACAUCCAUCUGAUGGCGCAUUUUCGAAUGCACACGCAAAUCAAAAACCAGACAGCUGCUCUUAUCAGUGGCUUCCGUUCUAUUAUUAAGCCCGAGUGGAUCCGAAUGUUCUCUACCCCUGAGCUUCAGCGUCUCAUCUCCGGGGAUAAUGCCGAGAUCGAUCUGGAGGAUUUAAAGAAGCACACGGUGUACUAUGGAGGCUUUCAUGGGAGUCACAGAGUCAUCAUCUGGCUCUGGGACAUUCUGGCUUCCGACUUCACGCCUGACGAAAGAGCCAUGUUCCUGAAGUUUGUGACCAGCUGCUCCCGGCCCCCACUCCUAGGAUUUGCCUACCUCAAGCCUCCGUUCUCCAUCCGCUGUGUGGAAGUGUCAGAUGACCAGGACACUGGGGACACCCUGGGCAGUGUCCUCAGGGGCUUCUUCACCAUCCGCAAGCGGGAGCCAGGCGGGCGGCUGCCCACCUCUUCCACUUGCUUCAACCUGCUCAAGCUGCCCAACUACAGCAAGAAAAGCGUUCUCCGAGAGAAACUGCGCUAUGCCAUCAGCAUGAACACAGGCUUUGAGCUCUCCUAGCCCAGCCCCGGGCUCCCCCACCGCCCUCCAGAGCACCCAGGCGACAGAGCCCUUCAGCUCCUGGAGGCACCCUGCUCCCAGGAGUGUGGCAGCUUAUGAGUCCUCAGACCCUCUCAAUAGCCAUGAGAUGCCCAAGCUUGGGGAUGCAGUACAGCGCACUCAGUGUGUUGGGGAGUGUUGUUAAGAAUAAGCCCCUGGUCGUUCCCCCUCACCCCCCACCCCACCCCUGUGCUCCCUCUUCCUGCCUUCUAGGGCCUGAACCUGGGCCUAGCGAUUGCAGAGGAGCUCCUGGUAGUUCUGUGAGGCUUUCUUCCUUUACCCUCUGACUACACAAAGCCUGUGCCUGUGAGCUCCUCCUCCUAUUCUGAAAACUCAGGUAAGGCCUCGCCAAGCCUCUAUGCACGGCAGAGUCCCUGCCUCUACCCUGUCCACAGCAGCCUCUUCCCAGGCAGUCAAACCCAGCUCCUGCCAGGGAGGCUGCUGAGUACAGUUUGGGGUCUCUCCUACAGGGGAGCAGGUGUUCCACACCACAGCCCCGCCUCCCAAGAGCAGCCCCAUUUCUGGAGUACCCAGAACCUAUGGCUCUGUGUGUCUGCCCUCCUCAUUACCUUACGGAGAAACACGAGAACCUGCAGUGCCCGGUCACCUGGGCACUGCUUUAGCCAGGUACUGCAAAGCCCGUCCCUUGCACAGGAGCCCUUUUGCACUGAACGGCCCAGGAGGCUGACGGGUAUCUCACACACCUUCACACCACCUCUGUUGGCUCCGGUCUCUGUUUUAAUCCCGACUUCAUUCUGUCUUUCCACUCUCUGUGCGCCCGGGCCCUCCUUUCUCCCUUUACCUAAGAACCUUCUCCAGGUUCAGGAUGUGGAGGCAGAGGCUCUGGGCUCUGUGUCUUGUCUCCUCAUGUUCUUGCAUCCCUCCACCCUGGUCCCUCUUGCACUCUGUGGAGCCAGCUUAGGACUAUAGCACUCAAAGCAAGGAAAUGCCUUCCAUCGGGAACCUGCACACCGUGGGAAAGUGGGCACACCCUGUCCCACUUCAGAAAGAAGCUGUGGCCGGGGGCCUGGGGAAGGUCCCGGGGCUUCUGGAGAGCGCUGCAAGCUUCCCGUGGAUGGAAGGGUGGCGAGGUCUUGGAAGAUGUCUGCAACCAUCUUCGUGUGUACUCAACUUCCCACAGACUCCUGGGCCCUGUGCACAGCCUGUGCGAAUAACAUGAAGCCUGAGAAUUACAGCGGGGACAUGGAUGGGGAAAGAGCAGCUUAUGAACACCAAUAUCACCUUGACCUGCUUGGUGUUUGACCUAGGGUUGUCUGUAGUUCACUACAAGCCUGCUUUCCCGCAAGUACAACAUCACACUACCCGAGCACCAAGUCUGGGUCAUAGCCGGUUUGCACUGGUGCCCCAUUGGCUCUUGGUGGCUUCAAAAAAGGAGUGGUUAUUGUUUUUGUAGGUGACUUGUGGACUUAAGACAUGUCAGGGCUUUAAUAAAUUUGUACUUGAGCAUA
This is a messenger RNA of Onychomys torridus (southern grasshopper mouse), 5177 nucleotides long. RefSeq names its product ubiquitin protein ligase E3B (gene Ube3b). Gene Ontology annotation, biological process: ubiquitin-dependent protein catabolic process; protein polyubiquitination. NCBI's taxonomy places the organism in Eukaryota, Metazoa, Chordata, Mammalia, Rodentia, Cricetidae. The record is from RefSeq and is a predicted model, not a curated record. Bases 463 to 3669 code for a protein of 1068 amino acids. Gene Ontology annotation, molecular function: ubiquitin protein ligase activity; protein binding. The transcript is spliced from 28 exons.